Messenger RNA from Tachysurus vachellii, 1959 nucleotides. RefSeq names its product ST6 (alpha-N-acetyl-neuraminyl-2,3-beta-galactosyl-1,3)-N-acetylgalactosaminide alpha-2,6-sialyltransferase 5a (gene st6galnac5a). The transcript is spliced from 5 exons. The record is from RefSeq and is a predicted model, not a curated record. Gene Ontology annotation, molecular function: alpha-N-acetylgalactosaminide alpha-2,6-sialyltransferase activity. Lineage: Eukaryota; Metazoa; Chordata; Actinopteri; Siluriformes; Bagridae. Bases 189 to 1154 code for a protein of 321 amino acids. Gene Ontology annotation, biological process: oligosaccharide metabolic process; ganglioside biosynthetic process.
CGUGCGCGCAGGCACGCAUACGUAUGUAUAGUAAUCCCAGCGAGGAGGUGAGAGAGAGAGAGAGAGAGAGAUGAUGAUGAGCAGGAGGAGGAGGAUGGUGCUGAUGAUGGUGCUCUGGGUCUCAGCGUAAAUCCCGUGCAUUGCUUUCGGAACAAAGUGGAGCUGAAUGCUGGAAACACUGCAGCAAAAUGAGGACAGCGACGCGCCAUGGAGCAGCCGUGUUUCUGGCCAUCACCAUGUGCACCAGCUUGUUCUUGAUAUACAACGUCAACACCAACAACAGCAACAGCGACAGCAGGAGUUCUCCUGCCACGUCUACCCAGAAUCCACACAAAGCCCCUCCACUUCCACCCCUGCAGGGCUACAUCAGCAUUAUUGACCACAGUCCCCUGAAGAUGCAUUGCGGAAGUUGCUCAUUGGUCACUAGCUCAGGUCACCUGACAGCUGGAGGACGGGGUAAGGAGAUCGACAGGAGUGAGUGUGUGAUCCGUAUGAACGACGCGCCAAGUGGCCGUGGGUUUGGUGCCGACGUGGGCCGACGCACUACCCUGAGGGUGAUUGCGCAUUCUAGCAUGCAGCGCGUUUUACGCAGUCGCCACGAGCUGCUCAACUCCAGCCAAGACACCGUGUUUAUCUUCUGGGGCCCAAGCAACUACAUGCGUAGGGAUGGGAAGGGCCUGAUCUACAACAACCUGCGCCUAAUGAAUCAGGUGCUGCCCAAGCUGAAGGUCUACAUCAUCUCCUGGCAGAAGAUGCUGCAGUUUGACGAGCUCUUUAAAAAAGAGACAGGCAAAGACAGGAGGACAUCCAACUCCUGGUUAAGUACGGGUUGGUUCACAAUGACGAUAGCCCUAGAACUGUGCGACCGAAUCAACGUUUACGGCAUGGUGCCUCCAGAUUUCUGCAAGGAAGCUCAGCGCCCGUCCGUCCCGUACCAUUAUUAUGAGCCCCUGGGGCCAGACGAAUGUGCCAUGUACAUCUCCCACGAGCGCGGACGCCGAGGCAGCCAUCACCGCUUCAUCACGGAGAAACGCGUCUUUGCUAACUGGGCACGGACGUUUGAUAUCCAUUUCUACCUGCCCAACUGGAGCCCAGCACCUUUACCCAAAAACAGUACGGCGACCAAAGUACUGCCUCAGUCACGGAGGACGUGACUCCAAACCUUGUGUAUCUGCAAUAGAACUAUAGUGUCCACAGGCUAAUACAUACAAAGAGCUGUCUUGCUUUUUUUUUACUGGAGCUAAACAGUAAUCCAGUCUGUGUUUGUACUAUUGGUGCAUGGACAUUUCAAAACCACAAAGCAGAAAUGACUCUCACUUACGAAACUUUUUCAGAUACCUGUUACUGACGGAGUUCCUCAGGGCUCCGUGUCGGGACCGCUUUAUUUGGAAGCAUGUGUUAUAUCGAGAUAAAUCAUGUCUAAAUAUUAGUGUUAAAGUCUGAAAUAAAUCUUGGAUGACACUGAAAUGAUCUUUAAACAUCCAUUGUUAUCGAAAAGAGGCAUGAAUGUCAUUUUUAUACAUCUUCAUCAGUACAAAAAAAGGUUUAAGGAAGUAGAGGAUUAUUUCAGAUGACUUUUUUUGGGUCUUAAAUUUGAUGUUUUUUUUUUUUUGCUUAGCAGAAUUCUCAGGAUCUGUUGUUUUUUCUAAAACAAACUGUAUCGCAUAUAAUCAAAGCAUACGAACACAAGGUAACAAGAAUAUAUGUAUGUUAUUUAUAAUUCGAUUAAACAGUACAAACAAUAUAGGCUGUAGUCAUCUUAAUUAUGGCUUUGGUGGUGUUACUGGGUUCCGGUUAACAAGAGCAAAUUGCUUUAGCUUUAAUCUCCUACAAGAUGACGGGCUGUCCUGAUGGUAUCUCGACUAGACACAAUCUGUCUGAUCAUUUCCAAUAAUCUGUACAAUAACCGGUAAGCAGACUGUUGCCUUGGUACCAAGAUUAUUGCAAAUAAUAAUAAUU